AUGGCAUGUGCCUCAAGUGUACUUCCACAGAGCGUGCUUCAGGGACGGCGCAUUUGCAGUGAACGCAACGGGAAAGCUAACAGCAAUAGCCAAAGGCCCAAAAAGAGAAGUGAGGAAGGGGGAGGCCUGCAGCAGUUAUCUCAGCGAGUAUCGGCAGUGCCUGCAUCAGCAGCAUCUGCGCAAGAACCAUCUUCGACCGCACACGAACUCGGACUCUCCGCGGACGACGCCGCUGCGCCCGCGCCGAGCCACGGCUCUCGCACCCUGAGGUGGUGCCUGGGUGUGAGCCUCGUCCUUGGUUCCCGGUGGUUCUUUGGUGUGCUUAGUAAAGUAGUAUUAGUGGUCCAAGAAGAAUCGGAUGACAACAAAGUGGGGCGUAGCUUGAAUACCAUAGAGGAACUUGAGCCACCAAUGAGAGUGAAUAUCAAGGAAGAGCCCCCCGAGGAGGUUGAAAGGGAACACGAGGAGGAACUCGAGCCACCAGUGAGAGUGGAUAUCAAAGAAGAGCCCCCUGAGGAGGUUGAAAGGGAACAGGAGGAAAUCGAUGAGCCCUGCUGCUUGUUGGAAGUGGAGGAAGACGAUGAAGAGGAGGAACUAAAGGCCCCGGCAAGUGUAUAUUUUGACCCUGGAGAACUGUCCAAUGAGGAGGAUGAACAGGAACAUGAGGACCCUCUGGCAAUGUGUAAUGAAAAUGUUUGUGGAGAAAGCACACCUGAUGCAGGUGGAGAAUGUGGGCCAGAUGCCAACAGCGAGAGAAGCGUUUUAGGCAUGUGUCACGGCAUCUGGAACAAAGGAAGCGAGCUAACGAAUGCAGCAGUGAAACCAAAUAAACGCUCGUAUGCGUGCUCUGUCUGCCAAAAGUGCUUCUCACACAGAGGCAAUUUAGCUACGCACAUGCGGAUCCACACCGGAGAGCGCCGUCAUGAAUGUUCGGUCUGCAAAACCACCUUCUUACAGAAAGGUCAUUUAGUUAGACACAUGCUGAUCCAUAGCGGUGAACGUCCGUAUGGAUGCUCCCUCUGCGAAAUGAAAUUCGCACGUAAAAGUAAUUUAGAUAAGCAUGUGCGAAUGCAUACCGGUGAGCGCCUACACGUAUGCUCCAUUUGCCAAAAGAGUUUUGGAGAAAAAUGUAAUUUGGUGAGGCACAUGAGGACUCACACUGGUGAACGCAUUCAUGAAUGCACCAUCUGCCAAAAGACCUUCACGGAAGGAUCUUCGUUAGUUACGCACAUGCGAAUCCAUAGCGGUGAACGCCCUCAUGAAUGCUCUGUUUGCCAUAAGACAUUCAUAGAGAGAAGCAAUUUAGUUAAGCACAUGCGGAUUCACAGCGGUGAACGCCCUCAUGAAUGCUCAGUAUGCCAGAAGCAUUUCGUGCAGAGAAGUCAUUUAGUUACGCACAUGCGGAUCCACAGCGGUGAACGCCCUCAUGAAUGUUCAGUCUGUCACAAGAAUUUCGUUCGCAGUAGUCAUUUAGCCAAACACAUGCGGACCCACGUCGAGGAGCCCCCUCACGAAUGCCCUAUCAAAGAAGAGCCAGUGGUCAAGGAAGAAGAUUAUUCCUGGAAUACCAUUGCAAAAGAUGAACCCAGUGCUUUACGUCAUUCAUUGAAAGAUGGUGAUAGAGAUGAUAAGGAGUUGGAGCCUGCAUUUGCAGUGUUUGUUCAGCCAACAGGGUUGCAAGAAGCAGCCUUUAUUGAAGAAACAAAGGGUCCUCUUGCGGCAUUUUGUGAAAGUGGUUUUGCUGCAAAAAUAAAACCAGAAAUUGUUUCAAGUUCCCCAGCGUGUGAAAAGAGAUUAGCUCGAAAACGAAGUUUUCACGAGCUCAUGCGCUCCCAUACUGAUGAGAAACGUUUUGGAUGUUCCUUCUGUGAGAUGAGCUUCAGUAAUCACAUGCGCUUGCACACUGGAGAAAAACCUUUUCAAUGUUCCAUCUGUGAAAAAAGUUUUAGUGUAAAAGGAAGCGUAGAUAUCCACGUGCGCACGCACACUGGAGAAAAACCAUUUCAGUGUUCCAUCUGUGAAAAAUGUUUCAGUAUAAAAAAGGACACUUAUCUAGGCACAUGCGCACGCACACUGGAGAAAAGCCUUUUCAGUGUUUCGUCUGUGAAAAAAGCUUAA
Messenger RNA from Gryllus bimaculatus (two-spotted cricket), 2118 nucleotides. The record is from the annotation of a GenBank genome assembly. NCBI's taxonomy places the organism in Eukaryota, Metazoa, Arthropoda, Insecta, Orthoptera, Gryllidae.